AUGACAGUUGAAGAUCUUCCUGAAAAGCUGCUUAAAGUCAAGGGAAGAAGUCCACUGCGGCAAAAUUACGACAAUACUUACGUUAACGACAUGGCGUCCACGUCGAGGACAGUGACAGACUCGUCACUCAAAAGUAAGCUAGAGUAAUGCCUGCCUCGCAAAUCGAUACUUUGAGAGAAACUCCUUUAACUAUAGCUUUUCCGUGGGAAAUACUCGGUGGUAUACGCCCUUCACCACGUAAAUCUGAAUGUUUUUUUUUUAAAAAACCAUGUGAAACCAAUAUUCAACACCUUGAUGAUCACAGUUGUAGUGAAAAUGUGUGAAAGACUUUCUUCAGUACUUCUCGAUUUGCCCAUUUGUCUAAUCGAACAUUCACGAGAAACUUUAAACGUAUUAAAGUUUAAAUACUUUAUUUUAACUUAACUUAAACGUAUUAGUAUUAAAAUAACAAGUGGAUACAUCCUUAUCGAUCCUUAAAUAGGCAUGAUCGUAGCCUGACAUUAGAAAAAAAAAUUCGAGAAAAAAAUACUAAAUUACAUAUGUUGCUGGUGACUGGUUUUUUGUUUAAGUACAAAUUCUGGAAAAAAAGGUCUUAUCGUUUUUUUAAGCAACAUGGCUGCCUUGUUGUGUGGCUGCAAACCACUGCUUUGAGUCAACUGUAGAGAUCAUAAAACUGUGAAAGGUUUGAACCCAGGAGUCAUUUCAAAAGUAGGUUGAGUUUGAUCGUCCGGGUGAACGUAGUCCUGAAUAGGACUGUUGUUGUUGACAGUGACUGACCUUUCGACAACCUUUGCGGUAGUCAUCUUCAGAGUCAAAGUGAGUUGUAUCACGUCAGUUGAUGGUAUUAUACACUGGUUAUUGAUCUGAUUGACCAAUCAGAUCAAUAACCAGAGUAUAAUACCAGGAAAUGAAUAGUGGAAACAAAUGAGAAUUCAAAUUUUAAUCUUAGGUUUUAAAGAGUUAAAGGUAAACAACAAUGAAAGAAAAAGAGAUAAGAGUAGAUUCUUGGUACUUACACACAUCAUGUCCUUGGUUUAUUUAUUGAUUAAGUGUGAUCUGAUGUAUUUGCAAAGAUCUUUUCAUUCCUGGGUUUACUUUUUUAAUCACAUACAACUCUUGUCUGUUUUCUUUAGAGUCAAGGACAACAGCACAGCAAGCUGAAAGUGACACUGGACCCUUUGUUGUAUUAGGUCUUAUCUUUGUAGCAUCUCUUGUGGCAAUGGCGUUUGUUUAUUGGAGCUUUCCUAAUCUUAGACUGUAAGUUUGUUUCUUCUUUGUAAGUUUAAUAGUAAGUUUUCAAAACUGUUAAUGGAUAUGAGUUCUAUAAGAGGAAAUAUAACCAUUUGAAUUUGCUUGACAAAAUUUAUGCAAGGGCCUCUCUGACAUUUUGCUAAUUUAAAAAGGGAAAAAUAAAGCUUUUCCUUCCCCAUCCCCUCCACCCAAUAUUGUGCUGCUGUUUGAGCUACCUGUAGAAAAUAACAAAUGCCCCAACUUUGAAUGGAGGGGAGAGUUUGUGGAUUGUUUUGUUCUCUGAAGUUACCACAUUUGAAGAAAAUGUCUCUACAGUUUUGUUGCUGAUUGUGGCUUCAAAGGUUUUCUUUUUCAACUUAACAAUACAAUUCCCGUUAAAAGAGGAAAUUCUAUUUAAGACCAGAAAAAGUUUUUGUAGAAAGUACAAUCACCUGGUCACUGAGAGAUACGUGUAACCUAAUGACCAGAAUACCUGUUUCUUCAAUUAUUUAAAUGUAUUCAUCAAUUUGAGAAAUAAAGUCAACAAUCCUGCCAGCAAAGCCCCUGACUUAUUAGGGAGCUUAAGCAACUAUGACAGUGACAGCUACUAAAACGUCCACUUAAAGAGUGAAUUCAUGCUGUCCCAAACUUUAUCACUCUUAUUCCAUCUCACUCAAUUCAUCAAAUGUUGGCAUUUUUUUCUGGAGUUGAAUUCUAAAGGACUGUGUCAAAGUACAGGAAAAGAAAAAGAAAGUCAUUGUCUUCUGUUCAUGCCCUCCACUAAAUAUGAAAUAACAUGUCGGUAUUGUGCAGUGGCAGUGAAGAAAUGUACAAAAAGGCGUGGUGCACAUGCAAAGUUGUUGUUUUGCUUAUCAAAUCUAUUGCUUUUUGGCCAUUCUCAUUGCUGUUGCUGUCCUUAUUGCUUGAGCUCCCUGUUAUUAAGAUCAAAGGCCCUCUGCUUGCAGGGUGAUGCAUAAAAAUCUUAUUGAGUUGAUUUUUUAGGGAAGACAAGGCCAGAAUAAAAUUACCAUGGAAUAUGGAAGAUGCCAAAGGCCUGGGGAAAGCUCUAUCUAAUUACACUGAUGAGUACUUCACUCAAGUUCUUGUAGGAUUUGUUGUUAUAUAUAUUUUGUAUCCUUUUGAUUGUAAUGCACUAACUGUUAUGUUCACAUUGUCAUAAGUUUUACUUGGAAAUUACAUUAAAUGUAAUUUAAUGGUAAAAUUUUUUACCAGCUAAAAUGAUGAUAAAAUACAAGUAAUAAUAAUUAUUAUUGUAUGUAGGUUGCAAAAAUAAUCCCCUUGCAACCAUCCCAGUUGGUUGUUAAUCUUAUAACCACCACUUAGUUUUCAUGGUAGGAAAUCCAAGUGAAAAGACCCAAAGACAAAUGCGAUUGUCAAGAACAGAAAAAGUAUAAUGUCUAAGUGUUCAAAGAUGCUUUUGGGGACUAAAAAGCCAUUUGCAUGACAACAUCAUUCUACUACUAUGACUUAGUAGAAUCCUUCAGGGUUUCGCUUUCUCGUGCAAAUUAGAGCUUUUGUUAUUUAAACCUUGCUGGGAUUAAGAAAUUUAAGUAUCAUAGUAAAAACGAAAAGGAUUCUGGUCUUAGUAGUAAUAUGUCUCCAUUGUGUAAAUGGCCUAUUAUAUUGAGAUAUAUAUAAUAACAACAAACUUGCUUUAAUUAACUCUUGUGGUUACAAAGUCUUAACUUCUUUUUGAUAGCUUACAAACAUUUGCAAUUCCUGGAUCAAUUUUUCUCAGUAUUUUAUCAGGAUUCUUGUUCCCUUUUCCCUUAGCACUAUUUCUUGUCUGUCUGGUGAGUACAUAGUAUUAUAGCAUAACAACUGUAAACUAGUUCUCUGAUUGGCCCAUUUCCUCUUUGCCUGUGGUUCUCUCUGAUAAAAGAUAGCACACAGUCUUUGUAGUAGGUGUCAAUACAUUUGUGUGUAUAAGAUUAUUAAAUUUUCAAUGAAGUGAAGUUACUUAAGAAUUUUUUCCAAUAAUUAUAAUAAUGUUACUAGAAAGUUUCCAUGACAUCAGCUCAGAAACUCAAAAACGUGUAACUAGCGUUCAAUGCACAUGAUUGAAUAUUCAUUCUUUUAAGUACCAUAUUUUGGAAAACAAAACUCUACGCGUGCAGCACACUGUUUUUGCACAUUUCUUUGUCGAUACUGCACAACUACGGUGUGAAACUUCGUAAUUUCAUGUUUUAUGAAGGAAGUGAACGUGAGAAAACUAUUUAAUGUUUCUUAGAAUACAGUGUUUUAGAAUUCAACUCCAGAAACAUUUGCCAACAUUUAACAAAUUGAAUGAGUUGGAAUAAGGGCCAAGAAGUUUGAAGCAACCCAAAUUUACUUUUUGUGUGAUAUGAUGUUUUCGUAACUGUCACUGUUGUAGUUGCCAAAACUCCAUAUUUUUUAGUGGGAGGGGAACUUGGGGUAAAAUGAUGUCAUGUUGUGUGCAAAGUUUGAUUGUUUGGUUAUCUUUUCCUCUCAUUCCAAAUAUAGUACUUGUGAAAGUGAAUGAGCAUGUCGGACAAAGAGAACAACCCCUUAUGAGUUUCUGAUUAGCUUUGAUAAUUUGUGUUUUAAACUGAAAAAAGUAUUACAAGCUAUCUUGACCAAUUUAGCCCAAAACAAUAAAUUGAAAUGUCUAUAAAUGUAUGAUAAAAAGCAGUACUUAAAUUAUACUUAUUUAUACAUGCAUUCACAUCAUUGGAAACAGAAUGGCAGGUUAUCAGAGACGUUCAGAAGUGUUUGAAUUCUGUGCUUCUUUUUGACCAGAAAAUUUUUUCUGUUUUAGUGAGAGUGCAGAGAACCCAGGAGCUCUCCCAGUUUUGUUAAAACUAUGGGUGCAACAAAGUGUGCCAGGCAUCAUUCAAUCCCAAAUAACUGACACUGAAUCUCAGAGAAUGAACAAUUCAAAAUAGUAUUGUUACUAGAGUCAAACUUGUAUAUAACGGCCCUGUAUAUAGUGGUCACCCUGUAUAUAACAGUCACCUUGCUGUUUGCCAAGGGUGACCGUUGAACACAGGUUUGACUGUAACAACAAACCUUGUUAAGUAUAUUAUUUGUUCCUAUUCUAGCUUCAGAUUAGUCCGAUUGACUAUUCAUCUGGCCUCAGUUGUUCAAAAGAUGGAUAUGUGCUAUCUCUGUCCAGUGGAUAACAUAAUAAUUAUUGGUUUUCAUAAUACAAAUUCACUGGAUAGCAAUUUAUACGGUGGAUAGCGCUAUCCAACUUUUGAACAACGAGGGCCUGAUACACAACUGUCACUUUGUUUUUAGUGUUCUAGUGUAGGUGCUUCGUUCUGCUAUUUAUUAUUCUACUUGGUUGGUCGUCAGUUAGUGCAACGUUACUUGCCAGAGAGAGUUAAUCAGUGGCGGGAGCAGGUACUAUUAUUUGCUGAUACUAAUUAAUAUUAGUGUUUUAUUUCUUAAUCAUUAAUAGGCCCUCUCUGAGGUAACUGUUGGCGCAAGAGCUUUGUUUUUUGAACUAUUAUAAUUUAGUAAAAUCCAAGUAGUGGUCCAUUAUCAAUGCUGCAUUCUGAUUGGUUGAGCUACUACUAGGCUACAUGUUAUAGCCCCCUAUUAGCAAAAAGCGCAGGCUUUUUGGUGGAAAAAAAGGAUUAAAGUCUAGCUUUUAACUAGAUUAAUUUAUUCUUGAUAUUUUUGACCAACUAGUUGGAUUUUACUAAAACAAUUAUUCCUCUCGCCCUCAUUGAGGAAUAACUGUUAAAUAUACAGUUGAACCACCAUUUGCAACCACUUCUCACAAAGUGACCGCCUUUUGGCCUCAUUGUUUUAUAGAUUACCAUUUUUUUAAACUGUUGAAAGUUGGUGUGGUCUCGUUGUGCACUGUAUGUGUUAUGCCAGUCAUGGUAUAUGAAGAACUUUUAGUGACAGCAUGGAACUACACAUAUAUGUAACUUGGAAAUUGCAUGCAAUAAAUUCUUUGCCAAAAAGUAGAUGUGUCUGGACCUCAUCCUAGAGAGACCACCUGUGGUUUGAUUCUUUUAAGCGACCACCUCCCAUAAACAACAACUAAAUCGUCACAGUUUGGGUGGUCGCUUACAAGCAGUUUGAUGGUAUAAUUAUCACCAUCUUUGACCUUAAAAAGUCACCCUAGCUACAGAUGUAUGGUCUCAAAAUAUCUAGGAUGGAAUAUUUACUGCUAGCUUCAUUUUCGCACAAUGUUGAUUUAAGACAAACCUCUUGAAUCCAGGGUUUCUGAAUAAUAAUAUAUUAGUAAACCCACAAAAGGCUUUAUUUUAGCCUCUAACCUCGAGUCAGAGAAUUACCCAAUUUUUUAUCGUUAAAGCAUUAUUUUAUACUCUCUAGCAUUUAAAUUAUUUGAAGUGCUAUGUGUUGGUGCUAUUAUUUUGAAAAUAUAAUUUUUAUAUUUCUUUCUAACAGGUCUCCCACCAAGACAACCUCUUGAGCUAUAUAAUAUUUUUGCGUAUCACUCCAUUUCUUCCCAACUGGUUUAUUAACAUCACCUCACCAGUUAUAGGAGUUCCACUUUUACCAUUUUUCAUUGGCACAUUUGUAGGUAUGUAUGUUAAAGAAAAAUUUCAGGUCGUUUACAUGUAAAUCAUCCAACUAGUGCAACAAGAAAGAAGUGUGAGAAAUGGAGUUCACAUCUUCACUAUAUUUUGAAGAAUAUUUCUGCUUAAUGAUUGUGAUGAUAAAUGGACUUAAAUUAACACAAUUUUUCAAAUCCGCAUUUAUUUCCCAUAAUAUUAAUUGUAAUUGUACCGUAAAUUGAAUUGCGAACAUCAAGAUUUGAACUUAUGAUCUCCCAAACACUGGCCAUUUACUAGAUUUGAAUUAUACCACCAGUAUCAGGAAUUAUAAUACUUAUACAGUAGUCUAUUACUGUACUUUUGAAGUGUCACCCAUAGAUUACUGUUUUGUUUCAUGUUUAUUACCUGACCAACCCAAUCUUGUCACGUAGAACAUAUUAAAAAUGGUAAUCUCUUUUUCAACUAUCACUUGUUAAGCACAGCAUUUGUUGAAUCAGCAUUACAGUAGCAAAACUUUUAUGAUGAGCUAUUUGUAAUUAUUGUUCUAGAAAUUUAACACUUGACACUUUAAUAAUAAUAUUUAUUCAUUUUUUGUUUCCAUUUCAUCAGGAGUGGCUCCACCAUCAUUUGGUUUUAUCAGUGCAGGGGUUGAGUUGUAUGUACUGACAGCUACAGGAGAUGUAAUGUCUUUCAAGUCUGUCAUGAUUGUUAUAGUCUGUGCCAUACUAUCACUAUUUCCAGUCAUUUUUAAGAGACAAUUGAAGGCGAAGAUAGAAUAA
Messenger RNA from Porites evermanni, 6529 nucleotides. The record is from the annotation of a GenBank genome assembly. Lineage: Eukaryota; Metazoa; Cnidaria; Anthozoa; Scleractinia; Poritidae.